CAAGCUGUCAAGUGGAUGAGUAAGCCAAGAAAAAGAGAAAAAAAGAAACAUCCCGUGCAGUUCGCUUUUCCAGCUGCUUGCGCGAGAAAACAUACGAAAAAGUGUCGAUAUUCGGUGUCCCAUCACCCAUCGUGUAGUUUGCUAAACCCACCUUCCACCUUCGGUAGGCGUUUGGAGUGAGGUGGUGUUGGUGUUGCAGGCGUGACGCAGCCAAGAUUGUGAAGCUCGACAAGUUGUAUCGCGGCGGCUGCUACGGGUGCGGUGAUAUUGAGCGCACGGCACAAUGGCAGGAUUGAACGACAAUCCGUUCGGCGAGCCGGAGAUUGACAAUCCGUUUGCGGAUCCAUCGAUACAGCAGAUCACGAGAAACACUACCAGCUUGCAACAGACCCUCGACGACUACCGACCGUUCGACAAUGAUCGCAACGUGCUGGGAAAUGGCAGUGGCGCGAGCCAGCCGGCCACGCUGCAUCCGUCCACACAGUCCCCGCCGGUGUACAACCAGAGCGGUGCACAGUUUCAAACGAACAGCAAUGGGGCAAUGGCCGCGAGCGGAAGCAAACCGGACGGAAUGACACAGAUCUCGACCGCUGAGCUUGAGAAUCUUCGGCGUGCCCAGGAAGAGUUGGAGCGCAAAACGCGCGAACUGGAGCGCCGGGAAGCGAACAUGAUGCGCAGCACGAACGGACAGCCGAACAAUUGGCCCCCGCUGCCUGCGUUCUGCCCGAUGCAGCCGUGCUUCUACCACGACAUCAGCCUCGACAUUCCGUCCGAGUUCCAGAAGACGGUCACCCGUCUGUACAAGCUGUGGAUGUUCUAUGCGCUCGUGAUGGUGGUCAACAUUCUCGGCGGGCUGGUCAUACUGAUCCACUCGGGCGAGUUCCGCACGUUCGGGUUGAGCAUCUUCUAUGCCGUGCUGUUUACUCCUGCAUCCUUCCUGUGCUGGUAUCGCCCAGCGUACAAGGCCUUCAAGACGGACUCGAGCUUCAACUUCAUGAUGUUCUUCUUCAUCUUCUCCUUCCAAGCGCUCGUGACCACCAUACAGACGAUCGGGUUCCCCGGUUCGGGCACGUGCGGCGUCAUCAUGGCCAUCAGCCAGUUCAGCUCGGGCUGGGGCGUCGUCGUUGGCCUGUUCCUGAUGUGCAUAGCACUUGCCUACGGUACCUGCGCUGCGGGCAACAUAUUCAUGCUGACCAAGAUACACCAAAUCUACCGCUCGGGCGAUAAGAUCACGAUGGGCAAGGCACGCGAAGAAUUCCAGAGCCAGUUUAUGAGCAACUCGAUCGUGCGGGACGCGGCCGCCGGUGCCGCCCGUGCCUCCGUCUCGAGCACCCUGAACAGCCCAUAUUGAACAAACCGUACCGAGCGCACACAACCGUUCGAUGCGAUGCUGGCCCCCUCCCCCGCCAGCCUAUCUUUCCCUCAUUCAUCGCGCGCGUGGUCUCGUGGAUAGGCGGCAGGAUUUGGCUCCCCCGACUUUCUAGUGUCUCUAGCCAUGUCCCACACUCCCGCACACCCUUUCCGCGGCCGGAAAGAUAGCAUGAGGGCAAACAGUGUAGCACCACCACCACCACCACCACUGGCGUUGCUACCGUCUUGGAGGGAAACGUGUGUCUAUGCUAGGACCUAGAUGUGUGUACGUGUGUGUGUGUGUGUGUGUGUGUGUGUGUGCGUAUGUGUGUGUGUGUGUGCGCGUAUGUGUUGUCCUAUGUCAGUCUCUAAUCCCGAUUCCAGCUGGCGCAUGGCUUCCAUUCUGUUCUCAUCCAUGCCUGUGUCAUUUCCGCACCGUUUUGGAACACCCUUCCCAUCGGGAAUUACAUCCAUUGAGGAACUGUAUCCCUUUCCUCUCGACUUGAGGACGUUUCAAUUCGUUAUUAUGUUCCUUUAUAUGCUUCUAUGGCUAUGGCUUGUAAAGUAAAUCCCACCCGAAUGAAAUUGAUGUGUUUUCGUCGAUGUUUUAUCAUGUCGGUGAGGUCAUUUUCCCCAUUUUCCUUUACGCUCCCUUCCCCCUCUCCCGUCCUGUGCGCUUUUUCGCUUGUUUAUGAUUGGACCAGUCGCCACGCGGUAACCGACCGUAAUUGUAGGGAUAAUAGGAUUUGGUUGAACGUAAAUGUGUCAAAAAUGUUUAAAUUAUUACCGACACAUUAUCUACUACACGCACCAAUAGUGGAGGAUGUGUGUGUUGAUACUUACACGAAACGAAUGAGCGUAAAGUAGGCUAUGCUGUGGAUGGGGGGCUCUAGUAUUUGAAAUCUCUUCUUUGUUUCCUACUAUGCACAUCCCACAGAGCGCAGAUUUAUUAAUUAAUAUAGUAAGAGGACAAACUCUCACGUGUGCUAAAGAAAGGCUAGAUGUAACCUGAUAAUUGUGAGAAAGGAAAUAUCUUAAUUACAAGAAUUGAACAUUACUAACGGCAACCCCAUACCAUUAACAAGAAUCCAAAUCCAAUAUUCAUUUUCCUAAAACAAAAAGACAUUUAGAAGGAAUAGUAGGCGAAUUGUUACUAAUUGAUAGCGCAGAACACGAGCGCGCAGCAACCGAACGAGGAUCGCUUGUUUUAUCUAACAUCAACAUCUAAGGUACAUACAUAUAAUUUAUUAUGAUGCACUUUUACCCCACAAAUUGAGGAAAGUAGAGUGUGCAAGGGAAUAGAGAUUAAACUCAUAACAUUAUGUGCUCGAUGUGAAAUUUCUAAUGAACGAAUAAAACUAUUCACUGUACCCAUUCACAACCAGCAGA
Molecule: messenger RNA, 2739 nt
Organism: Anopheles coluzzii
Lineage: Eukaryota; Metazoa; Arthropoda; Insecta; Diptera; Culicidae
Gene: Scamp
Product: secretory carrier-associated membrane protein 5B
Exons: 8
Coding region: 284-1351 (355 amino acids)
Biological process (GO): protein transport
Cellular component (GO): recycling endosome membrane; trans-Golgi network membrane
Source: RefSeq, a predicted model, not a curated record